CUUGGUGCACGCUUAACAAGUGCCCAGUAAAGUCUUGCUCAGUCAAGGGAGCAGACGUAGGUCUUCCGGAACAAGUAGCAAAGGAUGCAGAUGCUGGGAGCAGAACGUUUCAUUUUAAUUGCAGAACCCAGUCCUGAGUUUGGAAAUUUCCCAGCAUGACAGCACCGCCCACGAGUCCCUUUGCUUUCAGGGGAGCACUUAGGAAAGUCCAGAGAUCUGCGGAGAUGGACUUGAAUAUCAAUAUUCUUGAAUAUCCUGAAGAUCUCCUGGCCUUGCUGGUCAUCUCUGGGUGGCAGCACCAUCCUGUCCCAUCAGUCUGUGCCACUGCUUUGAGCCUAAGGAUGGUGAGUUCACUGAGAGGACCUGCUCUGGGAAGAAAUCUAGAGGAGGGGUCUGCGUGUCAUCAGACUCCUCUGCGCUGGCCCUGUCACCCUGAAGAGCAAUGUGGAGUAUGCUGAACAGGAGUGCAGAGGAAAAGGAUCCAUCAUGUUUACAUGUGAUUUGGCUGUAUCAGACAAAAGCUAGUGUCAAAGGCUGAUAGGCCUGAAAACACGUUACAAGCUGAAGGGACCCAACAGCAAACCCUGGAUGAAAGGAAGGUCCUCAAGAUGAGGCUGCAUCCGUUUCUGUGACAGAAACAUGCAACAUGGCAGCAGCCAUGGAAACUGAACAGCUGGGCCUUGAAAUCUUUGAGACGGUGGCGGGGUGUGAGGAGCAUGUGGAGAAGGAGGAGUCGCCCAGGCUGGAGCCCUUCUAUGUUGAGAGGUAUUCCUGGAGCCAGCUUAAAAAGCUGCUCACGGACACGAGGAAAUACCACGGUUACAUGAUGGCUAAGGCACCUCACGACUUCAUGUUUGUGAAGAAAAAUGACCCUGAAGGGCCCCAUUCACACAGGAUCUACUAUUUAGCAAUGUCUGGGGAGAACAGAGAGAACACACUGUUCUAUUCAGAAAUUCCCAAAACCAUAAACAAGGCUGCGGUGCUAAUGCUUUCCUGGAAACCCCUUCUGGAUCUCUUUCAAGCCAGCCUCGACUAUGGGAUGUACUCCCGCGAGGAGGAACUGCUGCGCGAGAGAAAACGCAUUGGCACCAUUGGUAUUGCCUCUUAUGACUACCACCGGGGAAGCGGCACGUUCCUGUUUCAGGCGGGUAGCGGGAUUUACCACGUCAAAGAUGGAGGCCCUCAUGGAUUCACUCAGCAGCCUCUAAGGCCCAAUUUGGUGGAGACCAGUUGUCCAAACAUCCGAAUGGAUCCCAAGCUGUGCCCUGCUGAUCCAAACUGGAUUGCGUUUAUUCAUAGCAAUGACAUUUGGAUAUCUAAUCUAGAGACCAGAGAAGAAAGGCGGCUAACCUUUGUGCACAAUGAACUGGCCAACAUAGAAGAGGAUCCAAAAUCUGCUGGAGUCGCAACCUUUGUGCUGCAGGAGGAAUUUGAUCGAUACACAGGCUACUGGUGGUGUCCGGACACCAAGCCAACACUCAACGGAGGCAAAAUCCUUAGGAUUCUCUAUGAAGAAAAUGAUGAGUCAGAGGUGGAAAUCAUUCAUGUCACGUCCCCCCUGUUGGAGACCAGGCGGACAGAUUCCUUCAGGUAUCCCAAAACAGGUACACCGAAUCCAAAGGUCACCUUCAAGAUGUCUGAAAUAACAAUUGAUGCUGAAGGAAGAAUUGCGGAUGUCGUGGAUAAAGAACUAGUGCAGCCAUUCGAGAUCCUGUUUGAAGGAGUAGAGUAUAUUGCUAGAGCGGGAUGGACUCCAGAAGGAAAAUAUGCCUGGUCCAUCUUGCUGGACCGCUCCCAAACACGGCUUCAGAUUGUGCUGAUCCCCCCUGCAUUAUUUAUCCCGGUAGAAGAUGAUGCUAUGGAAAGACAGAAACUUAUAGACACCGUGCCCGACUCUGUUACACCACUCAUUAUUUAUGAAGAAACAACGGAUGUCUGGAUCAAUAUCCACGACAUCUUCCACAUCUUCCCUCAGGCCCAUGAAGACGAGAUUGAGUUUAUUUUUGCUUCUGAAUGUAAAACAGGAUUCCGGCACUUGUACAAAAUCACGUCAGUGUUGAAGGAGAGCAAAUACAAGCGAUCAUGCGGAGGCCUCCCUGCUCCAAGUGACUUCAAGUGUCCCAUCAAGGAGGAACUGGCAGUUACCAGUGGAGAAUGGGAAGUCCUCGGUCGACAUGGUUCCAACAUCCGUGUGGAUGAAGCAAACAAGCUGGUGUACUUCCAAGGCACCAAGGACUCCCCUUUAGAGCACCACCUGUAUGUCGUUAGCUACGAGAAUCCCGGAGAGGCGAAGCGGCUGACGGAGCGCGGCUACUCUCACGCCUGCUGUGUUAGUCAGGACUGUGACAUGUUCAUCAGUAAGUACAGUAACCAGAAGAGCCCACAUUGCGUAUCGCUCUACAGGCUGACUGGACCAGAAGGCGAUAUAGCUCAUAGAGCGAAGGACUUCUGGGCCAUGAUUCUAGAUUCAGCAGGCCCCCUUCCUGACUAUGUCCCCCCGGAAAUCUUCUCGUUCGAGAGUUCCACGGGGUUUACGCUGUACGGCAUGAUGUACAAGCCUCACAAUCUACAGCCUGGGAAGAAGUACCCCACUGUGCUCUUCAUUUAUGGAGGUCCUCAGGUGCAGCUGGUGAACAAUCGGUUUAAAGGAAUCAAGUAUUUCCGCUUGAACACCCUGGCUUCUCUGGGCUACGUGGUGGUUGUGAUUGACAACAGGGGGUCCUGCCACCGAGGGCUUAAGUUUGAAGGUGCCUUUAAAUACAAAAUGGGUCAAAUAGAAAUUGAAGAUCAGGUGGAAGGACUGCAGUAUCUGGCAUCCCAGCAUGACUUCAUCGAUCUCGACCGAGUGGGCAUUCAUGGCUGGUCCUAUGGAGGAUACCUAUCUCUAAUGGCUUUAAUGCAGAGGUCAGAUAUCUUCAGGGUUGCUAUAGCGGGCGCCCCCGUCACCCUGUGGAUGUUCUAUGAUACUGGCUACACAGAGCGCUAUAUGGGCCACCCGGACCACAACGAGCAGGGCUACUACCUAGGAUCAGUGGCCAUGCAGGCAGAGAAUUUUCCUUCUGAACCAAACCGUUUGCUGCUGCUACAUGGAUUCUUGGAUGAGAACGUUCACUUUGCACACACUAGUAUAUUGCUGAGCUUUCUAGUGAGGGCCGGGAAACCAUACGACUUACAGAUCUACCCUCAGGAGAGACACAGUAUAAGGGUACCCGAGUCUGGAGAGCAUUAUGAACUCCAUCUACUGUAUUACCUGCAAGAGAAUCUAGGCUCUCACAUUGCUGCGCUGAAGGCAAUGUAAUUGCAACCUCUGUCGAACUCUGAUACACUGGCUGCUUAACCAAAUGAGGAACUGUUGGGAUCUUUGGAGAAGACCGAAUGAAACAUUGCAUUUGGGGGCCUGCCACGCAGUCGCACCCACAGAGACACACACGUGCACGCAAACGGAGACACUUUUUUAAAAAGCAAACUUGGUGCCAUACAGGGAAACUACAGUACAGUGACCUAAUGAUUUUAAAGCCUACCUGUAAAUAAAAUCAAAUGUCUGUGGUAUACUGCAGUACCAUGGGUUUUCUUUUGGGAGGAGCUGAAACCUUAGCAACACAUUUUCACAAUACCAGAUCUUAACCUUGUAAACCUGUUACGAGCUGCGUGAGUCUAGUUGAUGUGUUGUGGUUUUUUUCCAGUGUGUUUCUCAGUUUCUUACAACAUGGUAAUGAUUGAUUGAUUUUUCUCCCUUCAUGGCAAGAUUUUCUUUGGAUGGUUACAACCUUGAAAAACCUAUUUUAAAAGCUUUGUGUUUCUUGCAAGGGAUGUAGCUGGUUUUGCCUGGGAGCUAAUCAUCUCUUGCACACAACCAGGCAUUGGGAAUAAUCUUAAAAAAAAACAAAACAAAACAUUUUUAGCUGCUUCCUGAAGAAAUGACAUUUUGGAUUUAAUUGAAAGCAAGCCAUGGUUUGUUUGGGUUUUUUUUAUUAUCAGUGAGCAUCUCCAUCUAGUGCAGUCUUUCUUCUUUUUCUGUUAGCAACAUGAUCAACUAGCUGGACCCCUUUUCAUCUGGGAAGGUGACAGACCUGUUUUACAUUCACAUGGGCAUAUGUCUUUUAUGCUGAGAAGCAAACUCAUUUUAAUUCAAACAACCAAAUCUGUCAUUUUUUUCAGAUUUUAAGAAUAUCAGCUUAAAAACACCAACCCAUUCCCCUGGACUUUCUCCCCAUGUGCAUUUUGAGCUGUUUUCUAGUACUCCCUUCCUAUCUCAGCAUGUGGAUAUUAAUAUCACCUCCAUUGCAUCCCAGUGCAAAGUUUGGCUGGGAACUUGGUGACAAAGGGUCUGCUAACAGUACGCUGAAGCAAUGUGAACUGUUUUAUUGCAUUUCUGGGUAUCAUUAUUCUAACACUGUUCCUCAGUCCCAGUUUUUCUGCUCCCAUGUAUGAAGUCCUCCAUCCUUAGGUCAUCUUGUAGCACUGGUGUAGCAUGCAUGGAAAUGCUGUGUCCUCAGAAACCCCCCUGUCUGUAUUGCUUUUAUAAGGUAACCCUGCUAGCAACUAGCUCUCUGCAGUCUGAAGUGACAUAAAAGCGCGAUUUUUUGCUAGCAUGGUUUUAACUGUGCUGUGGACUUGGCUGUCAAAAAAAAAACCCAACAACUUUAAAAGUGUUUGGAAAAAAACCUUCUAAUUUUCAAGCUGUUGUUUAAGAUAGAAACCUGUAGUAAAAUUGUUAUUUUUAAAUCAGAAAAUUUUGCCUGGAGUGUCUGUGAGAAAGAUUCAGAUCUUUUUUUUUUUUCUUUCAAGUUUUCCUUCACAAAACCUAAGAACUUCCUUUCCUUUCUCUUUUGGUGCUAAAGAGGGAAAAGCAGGGUGUGAUUUUUUUUUUUUCUUUUCCGUUUGUUGAAAAUUGCACUCCCUAUGUUUUGUGUUCAAAAUCAAAAUACCCCAAAUAUUGUAGGAAUGUACUUUAAUAACUUUUCCAGGCCUAUAAGCAGUCACCUCAACCUUAGUACUCUGGCAUUGAAAGCAAUUUUGCCUCAGUUAUGCUGCUGUAAAUUGGGAAGAUCUCCACUGAAGUCAGUUGAAUCAUCUGGGUAUAAAAUACAUGCAAGAGAGAACAUAGAAUCGGGUCUGCUGGCGUAUGCUAAAGAUGGUCAAAGCAAACUCACAGUCUUUAAACAUGCAUUGCUGGUUUCCCCCCACCAAAUUGCAAUGAUGUUGAAUUGGAGAAAAGAUGGUUAACGUUCUGAAAUUUGCAUCACGAGCAUAUCAAAAAUAGGUUUAAGGUUUUUAUUUUUAGAGGGUGGGGAGAAGGGAAAGAGCCCGGUGCGCCUUUUCUUUUAAUUCCCUAAACAGUGAAUUAUUAUAAUUGAAGUAAUUCAUUAUGAAAACCGGGACCUUUCAGCAGCCCUUUGGUAUCUGUUAUAGUUAGUAUUGACAAGCAGGUGCAUUGACAAACUUGAAAAACCAGUGUGCCAGUGAUUAUAAAGGAAUAUAACUUGUUACUAUGGAAUUUCACUUAGUUCUUUACAUAUUUAUGCUGUAUUGUAUAUACAUAUAUCUAUAUCUGUCCAUAUAUACAUAUAUGUAUAAAACUACAUACUAAUGGUAUCAUGUUUUCCAAGGUUGUGUAUAUUUUUUCAAUGUUAAAUUAAUUUACCUUUGGGGUUCUUUUUUUUUCUAUAUAUGACUAUCCCUGAAUAUAAAUGUAUAUGGUUUUUAAGUAAAAAAACAAAACAAAACAACAAUCAAUUCUUUUGUUUAAAAAAGCAGCCUCCAUGAAACAUUACUUAAAGCAGCUGAGGAUUUAAACGUGAUGCUGGCAAUCUAAUCUAGAGUUUGAUUUAGCAUGGGCCGUGAUAAAUGUGCUAAUGUGUAACUUUUUAAUAAUGCAUCCUCUUUAUUUUAAAUACCUAUAUCAAAAGCUAUUAAAGUACAAAGUACUGUAAGUACUCUAUUUUGCAACAUAAA
Messenger RNA from Alligator mississippiensis (American alligator), 5955 nucleotides. RefSeq names its product dipeptidyl peptidase 8 (gene DPP8). NCBI's taxonomy places the organism in Eukaryota, Metazoa, Chordata, Crocodylia, Alligatoridae. The transcript has 21 exons. The record is from RefSeq and is a predicted model, not a curated record. Bases 647 to 3298 code for a protein of 883 amino acids. Gene Ontology annotation, biological process: proteolysis. Gene Ontology annotation, molecular function: dipeptidyl-peptidase activity; serine-type peptidase activity.